Molecule: messenger RNA, 4256 nt
Organism: Chara braunii
Lineage: Eukaryota; Viridiplantae; Streptophyta; Charophyceae; Charales; Characeae
Source: the annotation of a GenBank genome assembly
GGGCAGGAGAGUCGUCCAGAGCUACAGCUGCUGCUACUUCAUCGCCAGCACCAGCCGUUGACACGUGUCUGCAUACCGAUUACCCUGGGGCUAGGAUAUCACGGAAUGUUCCCGCGCAGUUCUGGGGGGGAAGAGCCAGAGGGCAGCAGCUUCUGGAGGGAGGGGAUUGGCUCUCAUAUGGCUCCCUUUCAAAUCAUGCCGCUCCGGCUGCCCCCGUCGCCCCCGCCUCUGCGGGCGGAGCUUGCGGCGAGGCGGGCCCUUCUCUUCUACGACGCUGCGGUUAUCCAUUUAGGCGUAGGAUCGGUAUCUCGAUUUUUGACUGCAUCGUUCUCCCAAGCCGAAUCCUGCGUAGCGGCUUCGACGUACUCUUCUUCGUCUGCCCAUGUUCAGAACGUCGAGGACUCGGCGAUGGCGUCCGGCAGAGUUGUUGUAAAUGAUGCUGAUAACCAUCAAGAGAGCAAUCUAGGGCUUGGCAUUGACAAACAAGCAAACGAAAAAGCGGAGGAAAUGAGGAAUAACACCUGCUCUUCUUCUUCUUUUUCUUCUUCUUUUCCUUCUUCUUCUUCUUCUUCUUCUUCUUCUUCUUCUUCUUCUACUACUUGUUCUUCGGUAGUUUCAUCGUCCCCUCGCGCUUCUUUCAAGGAUUCUCGUCCUGUACCUUUUCCUCCGGCGAAUGUGAAUGCACUCUUCACGCUGGCGAGAGCUAGGCAGUUUGAUCAGAUGUUGGUUAUGCACGACCGACUGGUGGCCGAGGAAACAGGACAGCAGCAGGGAGGGAGGAUGACGAAAGUAGGGGGGUUUGCAAGCCCCUUGUUCCAAUCCGUGACGUACAAGAACCUGGUCGACGUGUGCGGAUCCUUUCAAGGAUCGCUCUACGUGGUACCACUUUUUCGAAGAAUGGUGGAGGCGGGAGUUAUUCCGGACGUUGCCACGUAUGGCGCGGCCGUCAAGGCGUGUGCGAGGAUCAUCAACGUGACCCCUUUGACUGUAAUUACGUCAAGAAUCAGAAAAGGGCAGGAGAGGGUGAGGGUGAUCAAUCACGGCGAGCUGAUAGAUGGCAAUGCCAAGCGAGCGGUGGCUGAUGCCCUUCAUCUCCUGUCUCAUAUGCGCACCUCCGGACCUCCUCGCAACUUCAUCGUGUACCUGCCGUUACUUGGACCGUUAUCGACCUUGGCAAUGACGAGCGAACUGACGGAUGUGGUGCGUUGGAUGGUCGAAGAUCGGGUGGAGAUGGAGGUGCAAACGGUAUCCCGGCUGGUGGGCAGAUCUCGAGUCGGGUCCAUCGCUAUGACGGCACUUGUAUGGGGUUGGAUCCGAGCUGGGCGCCCAGACAAGGCCCUGAUAACGCUGCGGAAUGCCAUUUGUCAAGGCUGGGACUUCAACAAAGCCGUCUACGAGUUGUUGAUGGAACAUUGCGUGAAAGCGGAAGUUUUCGACGGAUUAGAGCAGGUGAUUCCUCCCCUCCUUUGGGAUGAGCGAUGCAUGGCGACGUUCUUCGGCGCGCUUGGUCAGCGGGCACUGACAGACGCAGCGGCUCGAUACAUGCUCGUUCUCAAGAACCAUCUUGAGUCGAGACCUGUCAGGAGGCGCAACAGCAGCAGCACCGAUAAUGAUAGCAACAACGCUCCUCCUGGCGGCGGCGGCUGGUAUCAUCAUCAUCAUACUCUUCCUGACGAUCAGCAGGAGGCAGGAGGAGCAAGAGGAGGGGAGGGGAUCGUUCGGUCCGGGGGUUCAGGGAGAAGCACGACAGAUUCGAAGCUUACGUACGCGAUGAACCUGUUCCUGACGGCCUUCGGCAAGAACCAUUCUGUGGAAGAGAUCAAGGAAGUAAUGCAGCGAUUGAAGGAGGAGACGGGGGCGGAGCCAAGCUCCGUGUCGUAUAAUAUUAUGAUCAGCAGCGCCUGCCGGCAUGGCAAUAUGAUGAAAGCUCUCGAUCUUGUCGACGAGGCCAAGCGCGCAGGGCUUAACCUAACCACGCGAACGUUUAACUCCAUUCUGGGUGGGUUUGCCAGAGCUAGAUUGAUCGACGAAGCCUUUGAGCUGUUGGGAGCGAUGGAGAGAUUAGGAGUGGUUCCUAACGUUGUCACCUACAGCACGCUUAUCCAUGCGUGUGCGACGUCGGACCAGGUGGAAUCUGCGUACGCCGUUCUAGCGGAAAUGGUCAAGAAAGGUGUGACAAGGAACGUGUAUAGUUACAAUCCCCUGAUCGCGGCAUUUGGCGCCCGAGGUCAGUUGAAUAGAGCACUGAGCGUGCUGAAGGACUUGAAGAUGGAUGGUGUGGAACCGAACGACGUCACGUACGCGUUGCUCAUACGCGCGUGUGGAAUCGUGAAGAAUGUGGACAAGGCUUUUGAGAUCUACCAGGAGAUGAUAGAUGCAGGGAUCAAACCCUCAAGUAACGUGGAUGCCACGUUGUUGACUGCGUGUUCGCGAUCGGGGGAGACGAAGCGCGCGUUGGAGGUGUUUGAGGAGAUGGAGAAACGGGGAGAGAAUCCCGACAGAGUGGUCGGCAGUGCCUUGUUGCUCGCUCUUGCCGCACAGGGUAUGCCGUACGAAGGCCUGGCGCUGUAUAAGAAGAUGAGGGCUAAAGAUACUUGGCCUAAACCAGGGGCUGUCUCUCGUCUCAUGGUCGAGUUAGGAAGGAUUGGCGAGUUGGACGCCGUCUUCGAGAUGUUCGAGGACAUGAAAAACCCUAAUUCUUCCCUAGAUAUUUCUCCUUACGACCGUGAUGUUUACUAUUACGGCCGCUGCACCAUUCUCCUUACCGCGUGUAUACGGAAUAGUCAGCUGGAGAAAGCGUUGGACUUUUUGAAAUUGAUUCCGACCGAAGGUCGACAGAACGAAGCUGUCAUGUUCGAUCAGCUGCUGGUCAAUUGUUCUUCCGUCUCGAAAGAUUCUGGCGGGGUUCGAUGGCUAGACGUCGAUGAUGGAUUUGCUGUUCUCGACGUGAUGAAAACGUUGGGAGUCCGUCCUUCGCGGAUUGGUCUCGAGGCGUUGAUUGAUUGCUGCCAGGGCAUGGGAAAUGCCGACAAAGCCGAAGAGGUUGGCAAAGUCAUGGAGAAAGAAGGACUGCCAUUCACGGUCUUCACUCGCAUUAGAUUGCUCAAUGCCUACGUGUCCGCAGGGGACAGCCAAAGAGCCAUCGAGACGCUGAGGGGGAUAGAUGCAAACGAUCUCCGGGACUACGAUGUGCAGCUUCUCCUGCGGAAGAUCAUGCAGCCUUUCUUUGAAGCAGCUGCAGAGUCUCCAGAAAAAGCUGUGCAGGCGGACACUCUGCCGGAAGUCAGAACGUACGUUGAAGAGAUGUUUACACGCGUGAAAUCUUCUUAUCGGAGGAGAUCAUCAGCCGACGAUUACCGUCAUCAACAGGCCGCAGAGGAGGAGGGAGGAGAAGGAGAGGAAGAAGGUGGUACAGGAGAACAAGAAGAAGGGAGGACUAAAAUGUUGGAAGCGGAGAAAUUUGCUGUUUCGGAUGAUGUUGGGGAAGGUGGACACUUUCUGGACCUUGCUGACGUGUCGGACGUGCCUCCAUUGGCGGGAGGGGUUUAUCCUUACGGGGAUCGGGGUCGCGAUGGGGAUGCCGCCGAUGACGACGACAAGGCUGACACUACAGCGAGCAGAAGAGUGCGGGAACUACUAGCUUGGCAGCGUGAUCCCGAUCGCGACCUAAGUAAUUGAUCUCAUUUUUGAAGUUUUGUUAGCCGCUGUUGCAGAAUGUAGCAGGAGAAGGGGGAGGCUGGGGGAGGGGAGGGGGGGAGGGUAUAUCGUUACAGAAGAGAUAGGGGGCUCGCGAUCAGGUGGAGAAGAGUAGAGGAGUGCCGAAGUAGCUUUUUUCAUUUGUUGAUUUUGGUAGUAGCUAGCUGUUUUUUUUUUUUUUUUUUUUUUUUUUUUUUUUUACAAGUUUCUCCCGAACGCGAGCUAGCUUUCUUUUUUGCUGUUGUUUGAAGUAGCUAGCUUUUUUUAUAUGUGGUUGUUGGAGAUAGCUAGCUUUUUUUAUUUGUCGUUGUUUGAAGUAGCUAGCUUGGUAUCGAAAUUUUCUUUUUUUCUAUCGUAGAGCUGAGCCGGCCGACAAAGCACACACCAAAUUUGCUGUUUUGUGAGAAAAAGAGUCACUACGCUCACCACUUCUUAAAAAAAAAAAAAAAAAAAAAAAAAAAAAAAGAGAUGCAACGAGGAAGCAAGGAGGAAGCAACAAGGAAAGGGCGCAAAAUCACCCCCUAUCUAAAACAUGGGCAAAACAAAAAUGCAACGGACGG